CAAACCUUAAAAUACCCAGCCACCCGUGAAAGAGCAUUAGAACGUUAAGCAGGGCUACGCAUACCCAGUUUGUCUAGUGGCGUAUAUAUCGGUGGCUUCACGGGCUUUCGGAAGGUCAUCCGGGAUUUGGAAAUAAAUACGGGCGGUGGCGCACCAACCUGUUUCAGUGGACAGAUUCGUAGAGUUUCUUUUGAAGGAUUUUGUGCGGGAGUUUUGGACGGAUUUAAGAUCUCCAAAAUGAGUUCUUAAAAAAAAAAGAAUAGUGGGAAAUAGUAAUUUUAUCAACGAUAAUAAUUUUACUUUUAAAAAUGACUUUCAACAGACAGAUUUUCAUUUGUCUUUUGGCUGCUUUAAUCAGAACGACAAACACAUUAACUACAAACGUGGACUGUCAAGCAGGAUGGACCCCGAUAGGAGUUCAGUGUUAUAAACUCUUUACAUCACUAUCACCAUGGAAAAGUGCUGCAAAAGUAUGCAAAAGUUACAGAUCAGAAUUGGCGACGGUUACUGACUACUAUGAAAGUGAAGACGUUGGCAAGUUUGUUAACUCAAACGGGAAAACUAAAUUCUGGAUUGGAUUAACAAGAUUUACAUAUGAUGGACAGAACCGCAUUGAUGCCCCUGCUGGCAAUGAGCAGAUAGCCUACUGGAGUAAUGGAGACAAAACUGUUGUGUUUACGGGUUUCUGGAAGAACUUUCAGCCAGAUAUUCCUGGAUCUGGGAAAUGUGUCUACAUUGAGAAAGUUGGCAUGUCAUACAAAUGGUCGUUCGCACAGUGUGAGACCAAGAUGAGUUACCUUUGCCAGAGGCCAGCUUGUCCAGAAGGCAGUUUUCACUGUUCCAAUACUCGCUGCAUUAAUCCUCAGUUGACGUGUGAUGGCGAGGAUGACUGCGGAGACUCUUCAGAUGAAACAAACUGUCCUUCAAAGUGUACAAUGCUGAUGAAACAAAGUGCUGGCAGGAUUGUUUCUCAGAACCACCCUUCUGCUUACCCUGAUGGGGCUAACUGUCUGUGGGUGAUCGAGUUGCCAUAUGGAUCCAAUGUUGUUCUUGAGUUUGAUGCUUUCAACACAGAACAAGGAAAUGACAUAGUUGAAAUUUUGGUGGGUGGUCGCACAGAAUCUAUGUCUCUUCUUGUCAAGAGACUCUCGGGCAAUCUCGGUGGAAAGACCUUAAAAUUCGUUAGCUCCAACAAUUUUAUGAUCAUCAAGUUUACAUCGGAUUCAUCAGUUGGAGCCAGUGGAUUCAAUGCAUCGUUUUAUGAAAGGAAGGCAAACUUUCCAGACUACAAAAGUCUAACUGCUACAGAUGUUAAACAGGAAAUGAUGUCACCCUUGUACGACAUGGGCUGGAAUUAUCUUGGCAACCAGGACUACACCUGGAUUAUUACAGCAAAGAAGAAAACAAAGAUUAUCACUCUGCAGGUUAUGGAACUGGAUUUGAAAGGCAAUGACAACGUAUUGGUUCGUGACGGCGACUCAGUUUCAGAUUCACUUCUGGCAACAUACAAAGGUAGCAUGACAGAUAUGCCAUAUGUUUUCUCCACAAGCAACAAGAUGUACAUCAUCAUGCAGACUUUUAGUUACUGGACGGGAAAAGGAUUCAAGUUCAGCUAUUUCCAAGGAUGUUCUGCAAACCUUACAAAAGAUUAUGGACACAUCUUCUCACCUGGGUAUGGUGUGGCCAAUUAUGCAAAUAACCAGGUCUGUGAGUGGACGGUGGAUAAUGAAGCAGACUUGACAUUCAUUGUAAAGGAAUUUAACACCCAACAGGAUACAGAUUUUCUUAAGAUUUCAUUGACUCCCAGAACAGCUGGUGCUACUGAACAAAUCCUGGCAAACUUGUCUGGUACCCCAACUACAAAUCCCAUGAGAAGAAAUGGAAUCUUUUACCUGGAGUUCAAAACAGAUGCCAUUAUUACCGAAAAAGGAUUUUCUAUCAAGUAUUCAAAAGACUGCAAGAACCCCAACUUCAACAGUCACACACUACUGAGUCCUACCAAUGCCAACUGGUGGUAUGGUUCUUCCUUUGAUGUCCGCUGUGAGACUGGUUACCACUUCACAUCAAAGGAAUUCCAGAACACCACAGUCACCGAUAAGUUUGUCAGUCUGUCUGUUGUCAACAUGCAGUGUCUGUAUGGAGGAAAAUGGAACAGGCGUACUCUACCCAUUUGUGAACCCAUGUACUGUGGACAAGCACCCCCGGUAGAACAUGCAUACAUAGCCACCUCAUACCCAAAAGGACCAAAGGGCAGUGUGUAUAAAGGCAUUGUUUCCUAUGAAUGCUACCCUGGCUUUACUAAGAGUGGUAGUCUUAACAUAACAUGCCGCAGUGAUGGAACAUGGGGACCUCGACCAACAUGCACAGUGGCUUCAUGUCCUAAAUUAUCUUCAUCAAUACCAAACGGAGUUAAUAAUGUUACUGAGGGUGAUGGAACUGCUUUUGGCUCUAUUCUGAGGUAUAGUUGUGAUGGAGGCUACCACAUUCUGGGAGAAGCCAUCUUGUUUUGUCAGACUUCCAGUAAAUGGUCAGCAUCAGUACCCAGUUGCACAGAGAAAACAUGCCCUCUGCCUAUGAUUAAGAAUGCAUUUCUGGAAAACAAUAGCAAGGUUUUCUAUCAGGGUACAAAGAAAGUGACAUGCAACACAGGCUAUGAAUUUUCUUCUGGUGUCAACAUUAAGACUCUAACAUGUCAGACUGACCAAACGUUUACUCCAGCUGCUGAGAGUCUCUCCUGUAUCGACAUUGAUGAGUGCCCAAGUUCUUGCCAACACAUGUGUUCUAACACAGAUGGGUCUUACGUCUGCACCUGUAGGGAUGGAUACACUCUCAAUGCAAACAAACAUAACUGCAAUGAUAUUGAUGAAUGUACUACAGACAAUGGAGGCUGCAGUCAGACAUGCACCGAUAGUGAUGGCGGAUACUCCUGCUCCUGCUCGGACGGAUACACUCUGUACACACAGAAUGGCACAGAAGGUUACCACAUACCACCAGCAGAAACUGGCAGGCUUCCUGGAGAUCUUUUUCACCUUAACCAUUCAUGUGUUCGUAAGUUAUGUCCAUCUGCACCAGUUAUCCAAGAUGGAUAUGUGCUUUCUAAAAGACAAGAAAAUCAUUACGGCGACAACAUUGAGUUUUCCUGCAAAGUUGGUUACAUCUUGAAAGGAUUUCCAGUUUUGACCUGCAAUUCCUCUGGCAUGUGGAAUGAAAGAGCACCAACAUGUGAAGCUGCCACAUGCCCAACUGAUACAAUUCCAUCUGGGUUAAAAACACAAGCUAUUGUGAAUCCAAAUAGCAAAGUGAACUAUCUCAGUAAUGUGACUCUCCAGUGCAAUGUUCCUGGAAAAACUUCAUUUGAAAGAAUUCGCAAGUGUCUGUAUCAACAACCUAAGGAUAAAUACCUUCUGGAUGGUGCCCCAUAUGAGUGUGGAGUUAUUGAUUGUGCUGUGCCACCAGAAAUUCCUGGAGCUACGACACCUACAACUCCAACAACAUACAACUCAACUUUCAACUUUGAGUGUAAAUCUCAGUUGUACAAAAAGACUGGAGUAUCUGGAGACGGAAACUAUGUAGUGAGAUGUGGAGCUGAUGGAUAUUGGGGAUUCAACACUCUCCAGUGCAUAGGGAAGACAUGCACAGAUCCCGGUCGACCGGUGGAUGGUUAUCAGUCACAACAAACAAAGCAGUACCAGGAAUCAAGUGAGGUCUAUUUCAACUGUUCUCGACCUGGCUUCAUCAUCAGUGGAACCUCCCCAAUCAAAUGCAAGAUCAAUAAUACAGGAUCAGGAUUGGAAUGGUCGGCUCCAGUACCAAUUUGCAUUGAUACAGAAAAACCAACAUUUAGUGGCUGUGUAAACACAAAAGCUGUCUCCCGCUAUGUUAGGGCAUCUGAUGUUGUGACCAUACCAACACCACAAGACAAUGUUGGAAUUGCGUCAUUUAAAAUUGAUCCACAGUGGCCAUCUAGCGAGUAUAUAAUAACUGACGGUGCAACCUUCACCUUCACUGCUGAAGACUUUGCUGGGAAUGCUGUCUCAUGUACAACAAUAAUAACAAUUAAAGAUGAAAUUAAACCCAAAAUUCAGUGCCCUUCGCCAGAAGUCAGAUACAUCACCAAGGAUACGGAAAAUGUUACCGUGAAUUUUAUCGCAAGUAAAGUGAAUGUAUCAGACAACAGUGGCCAGACUCCAAACAGUGCGGCUCCAUGUUCCCCUCUGUCCUUGGUUACUCCGGUCGAUGGCAGCAAGGCCUGUACUGAUAGGGCUGGUGGUGCUGGAUACAAUUGCACUCUGACCUGUGAUGAUGGAUAUACAUUUUAUGACCAAUCAUCAAGUGCUGCCAAGAGCAGCUAUCAGGUUCAAUGUGACACUGGCACACCAUGGAAUGUCAACAUACCAGCAUGUGCUGAUGCCAAAAAGUUAACAGCAAUGUACCAACAGAAAUUUAAUGUGAAUUAUAACUAUACUGGCACAGCUGAUCAAACCAUUUGCAAGACUGUGUAUGCAGAGUUAAUCAAAAACAAGUUUGCUGACAAGACUUUAUUUGAUAAAUUUGGAGGUGUUUGUAACCUUGUAACUGGAGCAUCAGUCAAAGAAGUAUCAGUAACUAACCCUGCUACUGAUGUUGUUAUUGAUGAUAUAAAUAAAACGGUGUUCAUUGAUUACACAGUAACGUUUGAUUGGACCAUUAAAUCGGCGAUCAACACUUGCUCUUCAUUACUGAAGACAACACUAGAAACAACUGGAACUGAUCAGUCAAAUGUAAUGGAUGGUAACUUAAGUCCUAUUGGCUGCCCUACGCUACAUGUGAUAUACCAAACCAAGCCAGAUGACUCUUCUGCUGUAGCACUGGAGAGUUCUAAGGACUACAUAUGUCCUAGUGACAAGAAGAAGACACUGUAUAAAGCAUCAGAGAUGUGCUUGGAAUGUCCCAAAGGUUUCUACAACAGUGGUGGCAUCACAUGUCAGCUGUGUCCAGUAGGAAAGUACACUGACAGACCAGGACAGACAGUCUGUUUGAAAUGUGACCUUGGUACCAGCACAUACAUGGAAGGAAGUACAUCUAAAUCACAGUGUUUUGACAUUUGUCCAAUUGGAACAUCAUCUGACAACCAGCUGCAGCCUUGUGCCAGGUGUCCACUGAACACUUAUGGGGUUAACAGCACAUACUGUCAGCAAUGUCCCACCGACUCUAUCACACGUGACACAGGGUCCACAUCAGAUUCCAUGUGUAAAGCCAAAUGUUCCAAAGGAUUGUACAAUGUCAAUGAUGGAUAUGUACCAUGUUUGGAAUGUCCAAAGGAUUUUUACCAGGAAUUAGCAGGACAACAACAAUGUGUUCGUUGUUCUGACAACGAAAUAACAGAUUCACCUGGAUCCAUCUCUUCAGCCAAUUGCACAGUCGGAGGUCCAAAAGUAUGUCCAGGAACUGCUUGCAGUAGCCAUGGAUCAUGUCUGGUAAAACAUCAAAGUGCUGUUUGCACCUGCCUUCCAGGCUACACUGGUGAAAAAUGUGAAGUGAUGAUCAACCAGUGCUUGUCAGAACCUUGUUACAAUGGUGGAACCUGCCAUCAAAAUGUCACUAGCUACUAUUGUACUUGUCCAGAUGGUACUGCAGAUGAUAACUGUGAAACGGACCUGAAUGAAUGUGAUUCAAAUCCUUGUGCUAAUGAAGGCAUGUGUCAGAAUCUAGUCAAUGACUUCAAGUGUCACUGCGCGGCUGGAUACGGAGGGCUUAACUGUUCAACAGUAGAAGAUGUCUGUGUGACCAGCCCGUGUGACAAUGGUGGUACAUGUGAAAGUUUGGAAAAUAUUCGCAGAAAAUGUCAUUGUCUGAGUGGAUUCACAGGGAAAGACUGCUCAGAGGACAUAGAUGACUGUGAGUCAGACCCAUGUUACUAUGGUGGGAACUGCACAGAUAAGCAUCUUGGGUUUGAAUGUGAUUGUCCAUCUGGCUACACUGGUCUUCGUUGUGAGAAUCCACCCAGAAGAUGUGUUGGCGUAUCAUGUGGAAAUGGCCUAUGUAUAGAGGACCACAUUCAGGAUACAUACCGGUGUAUUUGUGAUGCUGGUGCACUCUACGGAAAGUUCUGUCAGUACAGUGUCAUGCCAAAGAGACCAGUGACGAAUCCAGCAAACACAAUACCAAAAAAUAAUAUUACCUCAGAAGAGUGUCGCAAGUACUGUGGUGGAGACCCUAGUUGCCAUUCUUUUACAUUUAAUUUGACUGGCAAUGACUGCUUAUUGCAUGGACCAGCAGGAUCAGUUGAUUUGGUAGAUUCCAACAGUACAAACUACUAUAUUAAAACCUGCAGUGAGAGAUCAGAUGAUUUUUGGACUCCAUGGUACAACACAAAAAGUCCAACAACUGCAGCCGCUUUGAAGGAUGAGGAAAAUAGAGCCACUUUGACUGCGGUUGGUAUUGAGGUUUGUAAGGGAACCACACCUCUUGCUGUUGAAUGCCGAGACGUUUCCAAUAAACUACCUCCAGUAGAAAUAGUUACUUGCACAGUGACUAAUGGCUUACUAUGCAUGAAUAAUCAACAAGUGAACCAACAGUGCAUGGACUAUGAAAUUCGCUUCAAAUGUGCUGUAAAUCGAGUGUUCACAGAAAACAACUGUACCCUUCCAAGUUAUUGUAAAAGCAAUCCCUGUCAGCAUGGAACCUGUUUGGAGACAAACAAUGGUUUUACCUGCACUUGUACGCCAGGUUAUAGUGGCUCCCUCUGUCAGCAUGACAUUGACCACUGUGCUGAUAAACCAUGUCAAAAUGGUGCAGUUUGUGAAGAUAGACUGAAUGAUUACCUUUGUAAUUGUACGGAUGGUUUUAAUGGAAUAACUUGUCAGAACAACAUUAAUGAAUGCAGCUCAAAUCCAUGUCAAAAUGCUGGAACAUGUCAAGACCGUGUUAAUGGCUAUGAAUGUGAAUGUGCAAAUGGAUGGAAAGGGACCAGUUGUGAGACUGACAUCAAUGAGUGUGAUCUUAGUGAUCCGUGUCUCCAUGGUGGCGUGUGUACAAAUACAAAUGGAAGCUACUACUGCCAGUGUGCUAGCGGAUGGAAAGAUCCAAAGUCAUGUCACUCACUUGUGAAACCUUGUAACCAAUCAACCUGCAACAACGAAGCUCUCUGUUUCAAUCUGUUUAAUGACUUCUUCUGCAAAUGUAAAGCUAACACGUAUGGUAAGAAAUGUGAAAGCAGUCCCAGUAUCUGUUAUAAUGCGAAUCCAUGUCAGCACAUGAAUACCUGCAACGAGACAGCCGGUACAGCCUCCUGCUACUGCACUGAUGACUACGAGGGUGAUGGCUGUGAGCUUCGUGUAGAUCACUGCAAUGCUAACACUUGUCAAAAUGGUGCCACCUGUUCUCAGACGGCAACGAAUGACUAUGAAUGCACUUGUCCAUCAGGUUAUAAAGGCAAGAACUGUGACAAAAAUAUCAACAACUGUGACGGAGUCUCCUGUCCAGGCGGUACUUGCAUUGAUGGUGUUAAUCAGUACUUUUGUAGAUGUCCUGUUAAUAAAACGGGAGCUGCCUGUUCUAAAGAUGUCAACCGAAACUAUGACUUGCUGUUUGAAUUGCCACAGAAGACAAAUAUGGCAUCAGUGCCAUACCCAAUCCCUCUCAAAGUCAACCAGCUAACUAUCAGCAUUUGGGUCAAGUUCUGGAAAAAAGAUGGCACAGGAACAUUUUUCAGCAUGUUUUCUGUUAAAACCCCAAAUUGUUUAAGUGAGAAAAAAGAGAUUCUGCGGGUGGAUGAGAAGGGUCUUUAUAUCAACUUUGAUGGCAAUGAUACAGAAAUUAACUUCCCAUAUUACAAGUACAACGAUGGUCGAUGGAACAACAUCAUCAUCAGCUGGGACAGUGCAUCUGGAACCUUAAGCUUCAUUGUCAACAGCAUCAACAGUAAUCCCAUCCAGAAUUAUGCAAAGGGAGUCACUCUUGACAAGAAUAUCUGGCUGGUUCUUGGGAGCAAGUAUGAUCCAGCUAUGGAGAAGCCUGUGGUGGAUAAAGGAUUCAAUGGCUGGAUAAGCCAGUUGACCAUAUAUAACCGUGUUCUCGAGUUCAGCACUGAAGUGCAGGAAGCUCUGGACUAUCCACAGAGACUGUUUCCAGAUUUUAGCUUUGUCUGGAAUGAGUUCAUCUACUCAGCUGGAGUGAAGAUGAUUAACCCAUCAACUGUUAAAAAGCCAUUUGAGUCAUGUCCUCGGGGAUAUUCUGGCCCCCCAGAUUGUUCUCAAGCUGAUCCAAAAAAGGUAUUGGUACUACCUACCUCAUGUCCAACAGAUAUCACGCAAUAUGGAGUUUCAAGAAUCACACCAGUUGAGUGGACGAAACCAAUGUUUUCUGGAGGAGCGAACACUGUCACCAACACUCACUCAUCAGGGGAUGCAUUUCUGUGGGGGAAAUAUCUUGUUGUGUAUGUUGCUGAGAACAGUGCUAAAAACAAAGGACUUUGUAGCUUCAAGGUCUUUGUACAGUAUCGAGUUUGUCCUAAGCCAAGUGACCCAUAUGAUGGCAAACAGCUAUAUAGCUCUGUGCCACCACAUACCUACACCAGCAUUGUUUGUAAUACCAGCAAAGCAGUGGUUAGACCAGUUCCAAAGACAUACACGUGUGGCCGAAUCGGAAGUUGGGACCCACCAAGAAAGUUCUUAACGUUUAGACUGCCACCCUGUGGAGUAAAGAAAACGAAUACACUGCGAGCAGUAAGAAUCAGGCUUGUCUAUAAGGUUGGAACAUCUAACUGUGCAGGAGUCAAGACAACUCUAGAACAAGAAAUAAAGAAAAAGAUCAUCCAGCUGAAUUUAAAAUGGCCAAAUCUGUGUAAAGAGUCAAACUGUACUGAUAUACAAAUUGACAUCCAGUGUGCACCAAAUCUCAUCUCUGGAAGAAGAAAACGAGCCACCAAUGAUGUCAUUGCCGAUGUGACGCUGCCACAGGCAAAUGUUAAUUUGAAGUCAACAUCUGGAGAAACAUUACCUGCCACUGAUGUGUUAAAACGAAGCAUUCUCAGCGAUGAUGACUUCAACUUUCAGAAUCUCAUUUCAAAUGGUGUUCCUAUUUAUCAUGAAGCGGUUGUCACUGCUGAUCUUGCCUGUUCAACUGGCCAGGCUCUUGUUCAAGGAGACUGUGUUGAAUGUGCACCAGGGACAUUCUACAAUAGCAUGACCAAGACUUGUGAUGACUGUCCAGUUGGUAAAUACCAGCCACUGCCCGGCCAAUCAUCUUGCGAGACGUGCUCCCCAGGAUUCAUUACAGAAAGUUCAGGAUCUGCUGGCGGCACAGACUGUAAAAGUUCAUGUCCUCCAGGGGAGUACUUCAACAAUAUAUCAAACAGAUGUGAAAAAUGUGAUUUUGGAUUCUACCAGAGCUUACCUGGCCAGUUCUACUGUGAGCCGUGUGAUGUAGACCUCACUACAAGGGCAAAUGGAUCAACCAAUGUAACCGAUUGUUACAAUGACUGCCCAGCAGGUCAGGAAAUAUCCCAGAAUGGAACAUGCCAGCCCUGUCCUAUUGGGAAAUAUAGAACAUCCAAUGAUCGUACUUGUAUUAAGUGUACAGAAGAGAGAACUACAAAGACCACAGGUUCAACAUCGAAACUCAUGUGUAAUGUUGGUAACUGUCAGCCUGGUUUCUAUCGGAAUGCAACCAAUGAGCUGGAGUGUUUGAAAUGUGGCAUUGGUUCUUAUCAGAACAAAUCUCAGCAGUACGAGUGUAUUUCAUGCGGAGGGGAGCGAUUCACGACAGACAGUGAGGCUUCCACCAGCCAAACAGAUUGUAAAUUUUUCUGUCCUGAUGGUCAGGAGCAGCUUAACUCAACUCAGACCCAGUGCAACGAGUGUGAGAUCGGUUUUUACCGUAACAGCACCGGCCAGGAUCGCUUUAAGCCAUGCCAGAAAUGUACCAACAAUCGGCGUACACCCACCAAGGGUUCCAUCUCUAAAGAACAGUGCACAAUAUACCGGUGUUUAGCUGGUGAGGAGCCCUCUGCAGGUAACACAGCUUGUAAAAAGUGUGACAUUGGAUACUAUCAGGAACUUCCUGAUCAGACUAACUGCACUGAAUGUACCCCCAUGACCAGCACAAGGACAAAUGGAUCAACCAAUGCAUCUGAUUGUGAAAAGUACUGCCCAUCUGGCUAUGAAAAGGAUAUUAGUGAGGACUGCCAGCCCUGCCCUGUUGGCUACUACAAGGACAACACUGUGGAUAUGUUUGGGAAGUGUACCCAGUGUGGUAGGAACAUGGGCGAGAAUCCAGUAGCCAACCCUCGCUAUGUCACAGAGAAAAGUGCAUCAAUUUCGGCAUCUAACUGUACAAUUCCAAACUGCGAUGCUGGCUAUAAGAUUAAUGCUACUGACAAUGGCUGUGAGAUCUGUCCUCGUGGGAAUUAUCAACCCGAGAAGUACCAGAAAAUGUGUAUCCCUUGUGUCGGUCAAAUGUCCACCAAACAGGAAGGUUCAAAACUGAAAGCAGACUGUGAAGCAUAUUGCAGUUCCGGAUUUGAAAAAAUUCAAACAACAGGUGUUUGUGUUGAAUGUCAGCGAGGUUAUUUCAAGGACAACAAUAUUGAUCUUUUCUCCAUGUGCACUGUUUGCCCAGACUCCGACUUUAUUACACCUGGGGUGGGAGCAACAUCAAAGUCCAUGUGUACUGUCAGAAAUUGUUCUGCUGGAUAUUACCUUGACAAUAACAACAACUGUAUGAUCUGCCCCAAGGGAAGUUACUCUGAUGUGAAGUGGAGUACAAGCUGCACCUCUUGUGAGACGGAUAAAACAACCAUAUCAACUGGCUCUACCCAUGCAUCUGACUGCAUAUUGAGCUGUCCUCCAGGAAAGGAAGAUGAGGGUGGUGCGUGUGUUUCAUGUAAGCGUGGCUUCUAUAAGGCAGUUACCAUGGCAGCUCCAUGCACUCAAUGUGACACUAACAAGACCACCGCUGGACGAGGAUCCACUAAGUCAUCUGAUUGUAAUAUAGUUGCUUGUAUGCCUGGUUAUUUCCUAAAUGGUAAUGACUGCAAGAAGUGUGCAUAUGGUUACUACCAACCAGAAAAAUGGCAGGAGACCUGUCUUCAGUGUGAUCCAUCAGAAACAACCUACAAGUUGGGAGCUGUCAACAAGACAGAAUGCUUACUUGAAUGCCAACCAGGUAAGGAAUUAAUCAAUGGAGUUUGUGACAAAUGCAAAAUUGGCUACUACAAGGAUAAUACAGACAGAGAGAAGUACAUGUGUACACUUUGUCGCAAUAAUCAAAUUACUGCCAGAGAAGGAGCUACCACGGUGGAUGAUUGUUCUAUUGCAAACUGUACAAUGCCUGGAUACUUCCGAAAUACAUUUACUAACCUCUGUACGAAAUGUAAGCGUGGUACCUACCAGAAUGACAAAUGGAAAGACACAUGUAUCGCAUGUUCAAACAACUACACCACAAAGGAGGAAGGCAGCACUUCUGAUUCAGCUUGUAUCCGUAACUGUCCAUCUGGACAACAGCUGGAUGAGGGAAAUGACCGGUGUGUGGAUUGUACUGUUGGUACAUACCGUGACAGUGAAAAGUCAUGGCAGUGUGUCCCAUGCAGCAAUGGAUUGACUACACAAGGAGUGAAAGCUGUGUCAUCCAGUGAAUGCUCUGUUUCACCAUGUAUUCCAGGACAAUUCUUUAACAGCACAACAAGUGCCUGUGAGAUGUGCCCUGUCAACAAAUAUCAGAGUGCUUCAAAAUCCUUUUCAUGUGAAACAUGUCCCGGUGGAUAUUUCACCAAUGGACCUGGCAAAACUUCAAGAUCUGACUGCCAAGGUCUCUGUGACGUGAACAAACCAAACUGUUCGGAGCAUGCCACCUGCGUUAACACCCCAACAGCCUCUGUAUGCAAAUGUAACUCUGACUACACAGGAGAUGGAAUCACUUGCAUCCAUAAAUGUGACGACAAAUACUGCAAUACGGGCGAGUGUGUCAGGGGACCACCUAUCAAGUGCUUGUGUGAUGACAUUUACACAGGAGACCAGUGUCAGACCAGAAAAGCUGCUCAGAGUGUGUCACCAAAUACAAAGGAAACAAUCAUUAUUGCCGUGGUAACCGUCCUUGCCAUACUGCUCUUCAUCAUCAUGAUCGUUGUCUGCAUCUGUGUCAUGGCCAGGAAGAGACAGUCAAAGAGGCCUUUGAAUGACUAUGAUGAUCGAGCCAGCAUUGCCACGCGUCUGUCAACCAAGAACUACGACAAUGCUCCGAUGUACCCAACCAAACCGCCCUCUAUAGCUGGAGGACGAUACAUGUUACCACAGCAACAUGAGGCAUCAUAUUUGAACCCAGUUUACAAUGUUGCAGCAAGGCGAUAUGAUGAUCCAGCCAUUUACAAAGCAUAAAAGGAUCUGAACAAUUUUUGGACAGUUGAACAUGAGAUUAUGAAUUUUAUUCAGUUUGCCAUGCAGUGAAAUGUGGUAUAUCGUUCAUGUUAUGUAUGGCUGAUAUUUUUUUGCUAUUAUGAAAGUCUAAAAAGAAGUACAAAACAAAGAGGACAUUUUGUAGAAGAUUGAUAAAAGUCAUGUAUUUUAUCAGAAUAAGAAUCUGAUAAGAAUUUAAUGAAACAUGUAGUAGUAUUAUGGUUAGAAACAAUAUGUUUGCCAUUUACUUUUGCCACAUUCUUUUUCAUAUUUGGGUUAAAUGUUUGUGUAUGUAUAGGUACAUAUUUGACUGCUGGUAAAUCAAGUCAAUGUACAAUCUUGUUAAAUAAACAUGAAUGUUGUAAGUUGUAGUGUUAGGCUGAAUAUCAAUCUGAAAUGUACUGAAAAACAUUGAAAAACAUUAAGCAAAAAAAGGCUAGAAAAUUAACAAAUCUCUGACCUAUUUACAAGUACACACAGGUAUUUAUCCAAGCAUCUUGUGGGUCCGAACAUCGGCCUCUUCCCAACAGAAAGUGGCACUGAACAUUCCCAAUUUCUAUGUUAAAAAUUCCCAAUAUAUAUAAUUAUAUCUGUUCUAAUAAAGUAUUCUAACAGUGGUGUACUGCAUCAUUCAGUGACCUGACAAAAAUAUCGCACGUAUGAUUUACUCACGCUAAUUUUCCCAAUCCCAUCAGACAUGGGAUAUUGGCAACAAAAUCCUGGAUAAAUUGCUGACACAUCGAGUAUUUCACAGAAGAAAUCCACCAAGGUUAUACAUUGUGUUAUAUGUGGUACAAGAUGGAGGAUGCCAGAAGGUGUACUUCAAUGCCGGGUGUACAUAGACGUCUUAUGGAUUAUUUUCCACAUUUAUAUAAAAAUACAGUUUAUAACAAAAUAUAUAAAAAUCAGAAAAAGAACAGUAAAGAAUUAUGCAGAGAAUCUGAGAUUAUCUUCUCAUAGUCAUAAAUUUAAAGUAUUCAUAUUGUACUAUUAAAGAGGAUUUUUAAGAAGUGAUAUAUUUUUAGGUGAGUUCAUAUAUGUGUAUUCAUACCGUUAAUAGUUUGCUUGUACCAUUAAUACCUAGCAUAGUAUAUAUGUCAAUUUUAGUUCAAAAGUUGAAAUAUCUAUUUUAUUGAAGAAAAAAAAGAAAAACAUACAUGGGGUCUUUAUUGCUCUUUUUCUGUAUGUCAUAACCAAAUCUAUGUAUAUAUAAUUUUUGUAUAUUUUAAAGUAUGUAUGUGUAUUUUUCAUCAAAGUGACUGUCUCUGCAUUUAAUUAUUUUAACAUGGCCACAGUUUAGUUAACUUGUGUAUUACAAAAUUGAAGAAGAAAAAUUUCACCAAUUAUUCAUGAAAAAGCAUAACCGUUUCCAUGCUGUAAUGUGAACAUUGAAUGCUAACCACUUAGUUGGUGUGUAAAAGCUAUGCUAAUUAUUUAAAUCCAUUGAAAUGUAGACAUAAUCACGUUAUAAAUGUUUGGUAUUUUUACUUGUUUAUUCGGAUGAGAAAACUAUAGUACCUUUCCAGAUUGUCAUUUCAAUUUGUUAAACAAAUCAAUAACUGAAAUUACAUAACUUACUGUAGUUUUAUGACGGUGCAUAUGUGAGUUAAUAUUUGAAAUUAAUGAGUGUUUUUUCAGAGUACAACUUGUUUGUUAAUUUUUAUCUAAUUAUGUAUAUUUAACAUUUUUGCAGUGUAGUUUCAUACCCAGUAGUUUUGUGAGACCUGAUAUAUACGGUGUUUAUUCUAAUUUCCACCUUUCUAAUUUAAUGAAUUCAUUCAACACAGCAUGAAACAUGUGAUUCAUUCAACACAGCAUGAAACAUUUGAUUCAUUCAACACAGCAUGAAACAUGUGAUUCAUUCAACACAGCAUGAAACAUGUGAUUCAUUCAACACAGCAUGAAAACUAUAAGCAAUGAUAACCAUUUAUAGAAUUGUGAAACACUGUGUAUAUUAGCCGAGUGUGUAAUACAUGUACUAUCAAGUGAAAAAGAUUAAUUGGUGUAAUUUUUAUAAAAUUUUUAUAUCUUGAUUCACCUAGACAGAUAGUGACUGUCUUUUGCACUAAGAUUUAUAAUUAUAACAUUUUUAAUUUUAUAAUACUUUCAGGAUGGGUUUGCAGAUAUUUUUGUCACUGCUGUUUUGUUUAUCUCAUAGCCAUCCAUUAUUUUUUAAUGUUGAAUAAAUUCAGUAUAAUACCUUUUGAUCUGGCUUAGUAAACACAAGAUACAUGUACAGGUAGAUUAAAUGGGUUUUUUUUUUUAGAAGACUGCAGUUCCAUGACAAAAAUACAUUUAAUGUACAAAGUCUUCAAACCUUAAAAGUUGUACAAAUAUUUUGAGUAUAUACAUGUAUUGCAUUUUCAUCAUUUUUGAUUUUUUGAAUCAAUACAUAGUGGUAUGUAUAUUACAGGAGUGAACAAAAUGCCAAGGGUUAGCUGUAAAAUAAUUAUUAUGUUGUAAAAUUCUAUAAACAUGCAUUAGUUUUCAUCUACGCCAAUCCAUAUUUUGUGGAAUAUAUAUUUUCAUAUGUAAUUAUAUAUAUAUAUUAUAUAUCUUCCUCUAGUUUGACAAAUAAAACAUUUCCAAUGACUAGCUUAAUGCUUAGAAGUCAUGUACAUUUUUGUUUUCAUAAACAUAGUCUCAGUUUGUCUUUACAUUUUUCUUUUCAUUACAGUAGAGGCCAGAAAAUAUACUGACGUCCAAAAGAAACUAUACCAAGGCUGAGAGAUUACUGAAGAAAAUACUAAAUAUGUUGCUUGUUUAAAAAUAUAUAUAUUCAUGGGAAUGGUCUUUUUGGCAUGUUGUGAACAUAAUUUCAUUCCAUAAAAACACAAACACAUUUAACCACCAUUCCAUUUCCUUUAUCCAAAUUACAAAGGAAAUUUAAAUUAAUGUUUCUUGGUAUAGUUUCUUUUGGACCUCAGUAUAUAUAAGUUUCUAGGACAGUUUCAUGUGCAAUAUAGCAUUAUCAAAGAGGCCAAUACUUUAUCCAGUAUAUGCAUGCUGCUUGUAGUGUUAGAAUGACCAUAAAAAGCGGUUUUUUUAUGAAUAAAAGUAACUUUCAUUUAGUGUUGGAUUAAUCUGAAGAAGGGAGAGAGUCACAGCUAAUGGAAAGGAUGAAAAGAGUGAGCCCCCACCAAACACGUUUACACACCCCUGGCUCAAGUGGUUUAACCCCUGAUAAGCCUCAGAUUGAUUUGCUAUUUGUUAAAUAGAAAUUUUUUAAUUUUUAAGAUAUGGUCGAGUUUACUACAUGAGUUUAUGAAAACAAUAUUCCACUGAUAUUAUGCACAUAUAAUAAAAUAUAUUUUUAUAACAUUU
Gigantopelta aegis is the source of this 15695-nucleotide messenger RNA. RefSeq lists its product as uncharacterized. Gene Ontology annotation, molecular function: calcium ion binding; Notch binding. The record is from RefSeq and is a predicted model, not a curated record. The transcript is spliced from 76 exons. NCBI's taxonomy places the organism in Eukaryota, Metazoa, Mollusca, Gastropoda, Neomphalida, Peltospiridae. Gene Ontology annotation, biological process: Notch signaling pathway. The coding region runs from base 309 to 12353 and encodes 4014 amino acids.